Molecule: messenger RNA, 617 nt
Organism: Diabrotica virgifera virgifera (western corn rootworm)
Lineage: Eukaryota; Metazoa; Arthropoda; Insecta; Coleoptera; Chrysomelidae
Product: cuticle protein 8-like
Exons: 3
Coding region: 14-565 (183 amino acids)
Cellular component (GO): extracellular matrix
Source: RefSeq, a predicted model, not a curated record
UUGUAUCAGUAAUAUGUUCUCCAAAAUUUUGUCAGUACUAGCUCUUACAGCUGUAGCCCAAGCAGGUGUUUUGGACUACAGCCAUGGUCAUGGAGAUGCCACCUCAUACUCAUCUACAAAUCUAGGUGUAUCUGGACAUGGAAACGGAUAUCCUGCUCCAGUCUUAAGUCACGCAUAUGCUGCCCCAGUAUUAAGCCAUGCAUAUGCUGCGCCUGUUGCACAUGGAUAUUCUACUCCCCUUCUUGCUCCUGGACACUCAGCUCAUCAAGAUGAACACUAUAAUGUUCAUCCCAAAUACGAAUUCAACUAUGGAGUACAAGAUGGCCACACUGGAGACCACAAAACUCAACAUGAAGUCCGUGAUGGUGAUGUAGUAAAAGGGUCCUAUACCGUAGCCGAACCAGACGGUACUCUUCGUACUGUCCACUAUACCGCUGACGACCAUAACGGUUUUAACGCUGUCGUUGAAAAAUCAGGACACCCAGUUCACCAAGUUCCAGCUCAUGGACACGGAAAAGUACUCUUGGCUCCUGUUGCCCAUAAUGCUCCCUUAUACCAUCAUUAAGGAACCUUUGAAUAGUUGUUGAUUCUUGUUAAUAAAAUAUAUUUAUUUUAAU